Messenger RNA from Betta splendens (Siamese fighting fish), 1589 nucleotides. It is a transcript of the gene msmo1, whose product is annotated as methylsterol monooxygenase 1. Bases 109 to 972 code for a protein of 287 amino acids. Lineage: Eukaryota; Metazoa; Chordata; Actinopteri; Anabantiformes; Osphronemidae. The transcript has 6 exons. The record is from RefSeq and is a predicted model, not a curated record. Gene Ontology annotation, biological process: sterol biosynthetic process. Gene Ontology annotation, molecular function: C-4 methylsterol oxidase activity; iron ion binding.
CUUGAUAAUACCGUACUUCACCCUGCUGGCCUUCUCUCGCUCAGGUAGACGGGACGAACCGCGUAAAGUCUCCCCCCUCAGACCUGCAGUCACCCAGCGUCGUCCAUCAUGGCGGUGAAUGGCACGGCACACAUCUUGAGCUCUGCCUACCUCGCGGUGGAGUACGUCGAUGCAGUGUUACCAGAGAACCCGCUCCAGCCCUCGCUGAAACACGCCUGGAAUUACAUGCUGGACAACUACACCAAGUUCCAGAUUGCUACCUGGGGGUCGCUCAUCGUACACGAGUUCAUCUACUUCCUGUUCUGCCUGCCGGGUUUCAUCUUCCAGUUUCUACCCUUCAUGCAGAAAUAUAAGAUCCAACAGGACAGACCAGAGACCUGGGAGAAACAGUGGACAUGUUUCAAGAUGCUGAUGUUCAACCAUUUCUUCAUCCAACUGCCUUUAAUCUGUGGAACUUAUUACUUCACUGAAUUCUUCAACAUCCCUUAUGACUGGGACUCCAUGCCGCGCUGGCCCUACCUCCUGGCUCAGUGCUUCGGUUGUGCUGUCGUUGAAGACGCCUGGCACUACUUCCUCCAUCGGGCGCUGCAUCACCGCCGGAUCUACAGAUUCAUCCACAAAGUCCACCAUGAGUUUACUGCUCCGUUUGGCAUGCAGGCAGAAUACGCCCAUCCUGCUGAGACUAUCAUCCUGGGUGCUGGAUUCUUCAUUGGCAUCAUGAUCUUCUGUAACCACGUGUUCCUCCUGUGGGCCUGGGUGGCUUUCCGCCUGCUGGAGACCAUUGAUGUCCACAGCGGUUAUGACAUCCCUCUGAACCCGCUCCACCUCAUCCCGUUCUACGCCGGCGCCCGUUUCCACGACUUUCACCACAUGAACUUUGUCGGGAACUAUGCCUCCACCUUCACGUGGUGGGACAAGCUGUUCAGUACAGACAGCCAGUACAACAGGUACAUGCAGAAGAAGGAAGAGUAGAGUAGUCACAAGUCUGCUGUCACUAACACUGGGUUUGUCAGGAGGGGAGAGGAUGCAGCAAGUGUUGCACAGAAAAGAGUUUCUGCAUUAACACAAACACAAACACACGCCCCAUGUGUGCUGUAACUGAAUCAGUACUGGUUUGAUUCUGGACUGGACGGCCUCCUGACUUCACUCUGCCAUUUGUGCCUUACUGCGAACAGCGUGUUGUUGUUCUGUCAACAGCUGCUGGCUGAAUAAAACCAUUGACAUCCUCAUUUAAAUGCAUUGCUCUGCUUGGUCAUUGAAUGAAAAAAAAAGACUUUCUUGUGAAAUGCUUGGGUUUACCUCAGAGUGUCUCUGCACUUUAGCGCUUCCUCCUUAGUUGAACUGUGACUUUUAAACCGUUCAGCUGCAGUUUAGCGGAAGCUCAGAUCAACUCUAAACUCAGUGACUUCUGCAACAAGUCAGGCCCGUUUUAUACGAACCCAUUUAAACAGGGAUUGGCUCAUAUGGAGCUGCUGGAUUGUUCAGUCCUAUUUUAUUUAAGACUGUAAAGGUAAUUAAUGCUUUUUAAUUAUUUUCUGUUUGUUUUGUUUUCUUGUUAUAAUGCAAUAAAAUAUUUGAAAAUGCCUAAA